AUGCCUGUAGAGAUUUCGGUUCUUGUCGCCCUGAUCUAUGAGACGAGCAGCGGCGUCAUCGAUCGGUGCAAGGUAGCCAGGCAGUGCUCGCGAGAGGCAGCACGCAUCGCACUACGGACACUCAACAUCUUGGGACUGCUAGGGGCUUCUGUCAGGGGAUGCGCGGGCGGGUUCGUGCUCGAAAGAAAGCUAAUAGAGCUCCGUUGGGCGUUGGACGGGAUCGAACAGCUUGUCGAGCUCUGUAAACAGCCUGUGCGCUUCUCGGCAACGACGCUCCGCGCUUGUCGCACGAGGGCUACGAAGGAGGCCCUUCGUGGUGCUGAGGUGGAUCUGCAACGGAUAACGGCUGACUUGAGGCUCCCGCUACUCGCGGAGAUCAAGCUUCAGCUGGACGAGAUUGCCAACGAAACCGCCGUGGACUCGGUGCGGUCUACAGCUGGCAAUCAUCGUGACACAUCAUCGCCUGUGCUGCCGGAGGGCGGCGCGGAGGAAGACACUUUGGCCCAGGACAAAGCCAGGGACGCGAUCGAGCGAGGGAUGAAGGCGCGAACAAACGAAAGUACCGGCGGCGCCUCCGUAGAAGAAGUUAUACUCGACGAGCUUCUGGCCCUGUCGCCGCCACCUCCUGCGUUCAGUCCGCUCUCACAAGCGGCGGGGGGAUCCGUCUCGGGCAAUGUGGAUGGUAUCGGGCCAACCUCCCGACGAAUAGGUCGUAACGUUGGGAAUCUUCUUGAGCUGAAACGGGUCCGGUUCGAAGGCCUCGUCGAGGCGGUCCAUCUAGGGCAGGGAACCUUCGGCGAGGUCGUGGCUGGGAAGUAUUUCGGCAGAGCCGUAGCCAUCAAGAAGGCGCGGGCUACUGUCACGGCGGUCCAGACACUCGAGGGGUUCAGGAAAGAGGCGGAGAUGCAGUUCGUCAUGCAACACGACAACAUCGUAGAAUUGUUGGCGUUUAGCCUCGGUGAUGCUCUGCGCUCCCCUUGCCUGGUAAUGGAACGAAUGCAAGAGUCACUGUUCGGGCUGCUCAGCCAAACACUCACCAUCGGCUUCCCGGCAGCUCUAGGUAUCGUCCUCGACGUGUGCAAGGUUGUAACGAACAACCACAGUUGGGUCGGCCCUCCGAUUGGAGAGCUCCUGCUGCGUGCCCCGGACGCGAGGCUCUCCCUCGACGGCUCUUCCUCCGGCCCCGCCCCGCUCAUGCUGCGCAUGCAGCGCCUGCUCUACCGGUGUGGUUCCGCCCUCAGCCGGGAACGGCCAACCAUGAAGGAGAUCACUCCCGAGAUAGCGACCCUGUGCGGACUCGCCUCCGCAACGGGGAGCACCGCCACUCGCGGGAAGAUUUGGACAGCGGCGGUAGAGGAGCAGCCUCGGCAGCAGGAGACCCAGAAGCAGGCUGAAGCGGGCGCCGUUGUUGCCAUUCCAGGAGCUCUGGGAGCGGCGCCCGCCACAGCUGUGGCGGCUUCUUCGGCAGCCCGAAACGGGGCCUGGACAGAAAGGGGAUCAACCGGGAGUGGGAGCUGGCGUGAGAAGGCGGAGGACACGCCGAAGGUGGCUCUGUUGUCGCCGUACUUGUUUCCCGUGCGACGGAAGCAGGCCAGGUUUUCGGCAGCGGCGGCAGCGGCGGCAGCGGCGGCUCGGGGGGGGGACGUCCCGCCGGUCGGAUAUCAGGCACACGAUAGAGAGCAGCAGUCCCGGAGGAGCGGGCACCAAUCGGUCUCGAGUGCGGCCGGAUUCGACGGCAGUGGCCGCGCCGCCGUUCCGGAGACAGAAGAAGGGAUUUCUCACACGGCAAUCGAUUGGAGGCACCACCCCGCCGCCGCCGCCCCCGCCCCCGCCGCCGCCGCCGCCUUCACCUCCAACACUGCCAGGCAAGAAGGCCUUCCAGAUUGCGACAGAAGCAGACGUGCAACUGCAUCUUGCUCAAGCGGAGAAGGCGAUGACAGCGCCUCUGGCGGCAGCGCGGGAAGGCCGGGAUUCGUGCUGCGGGAGUGGCUGUCGAAAAAGCCGCCACCGGUGCGCUUCCCUCCAGCAGGAGGUGCCAACUCCGCCUACAGUAUACUGGCCACCAGCGGAGGUGGUUUCCAACGCCAAUACACGACCGGAGUCGAGGGCACCGACGGGAACGCAGUGACAACCAAGAGCGCUCUCGCUGGUCCUGCCGUUUUCUUCGGGCCCGCUCGGUACGUUUAUGGCGAGGAGACGGACGGCAGCGAUUGCGAUACCGACGCAGGAUCCGCCUUCGGUGAUGGUGGUAGUGAAGUGGUGGACCGCGGGGGGGCUGCUGCAGCCGUAGCAGGUCGGGGGGGAUCCGAGACAGCGCCGGGCGACGAUGUUGCGCAAUGGAAGCAUGUGCUGUUGUCCGACGCGGCGGCGGAGGACAUGUGGGGGAUACAGAUCCAGGACAGCGGCAACAAGGGAGGGGGUAUGUGGGCACACAGGGAGACAGACGCACGUGUUGGGGGAGAACAACAGCAUGGGCAGCGGGAGGAGCCGGGGUUAGAAGGGGGGUUAGAGGAGGGGGAUGUAGAGGAGGAAAUAGAAGCAGAGGAGGAGGAAAGGAAUAUUAUGACCGGGCACAAAGUCAUGGCUCCACCACCCGUAGCAGAACCGAACAAGCGGGGAAAGCACGACCGGGCCAUUCUGAUGGAGCUGUUUGACCGGUGCCACGGCCCCGCGUGGGUCGGCAGCGCCAACUGGGGCUCCGAGGAGCCGCUGUCGUCGUGGUACAACGUCGCCGUGGACAGGGGGGGGCACGUCCAGAGGCUAACUCUAUCCAGAAACAAGCUCUCCGGGGAAAUCCCGUCGGGACUGGGAAUGCUAGCCUUCCUCCGAGAUCUACAUCUUCACCGCAACUCGCUCAGAGGAAGCAUCCCUCCGUUCAUCGGAGGCUUGAGCUCGCUCACCUAUCUGGACCUCCACGGCAACAACCUCCGCGGAAACCUCCCGCUGCUGGAAAGCCUGCUCCUCGCCCAAAACAAACUCUCAGGCCCUAUCCCAGCGGAGAUGGGAAAUCUCAGCCGCAUUCGGUUCAUCUCCUUGCAGAAGAACCAACUCGCAGGCUCCAUACCGACCGAAUUCGGAGCCCUUCGAGCGCUAACAGAGCUGACGGUUGGAGGGAACCGGCUUACAGGUGCAAUCCCUCCCGAGCUUGGCAACCUCUCCAAGUUGGUGUUGCUGGAGCUAUACGACAACCAGCUCUCCGGAAGCAUUCCCGCAGAACUGGGAAACCUGACGCUUCUGGAGCACCUGGCUUUAGCCGAAAACGACCUACAAGUGGCCGUCUGA
Ectocarpus sp. CCAP 1310/34 is the source of this 3282-nucleotide messenger RNA. Lineage: Eukaryota; Phaeophyceae; Ectocarpales; Ectocarpaceae. The record is from the annotation of a GenBank genome assembly.